GUCUUUGCAAGAGAUCCACGGAGCAUGCAACUAACUGUCGUCUAAGCAACACUGCUAACAGCCUCGUGAAAGCGUUCUCAUGCGCUGUGACAAGAGGUUUAGGAGCAGAUAAAUUGCAAUUGAAAGUCUCGUUAUUUCCUUUAUACGAAAUAGUGUCACGUAGAGGUAUUGUGUGCAGUGAAUCAUGGAGAAAGAAGACGAUAAAACGGACGAUAUUGGUAUGCAAGAGUCGGCGGUUUCAAGCACCGACCAAGUAGCCACGUCACUCGCUGACCCGCCUUUUGGUGCGAUACAAAGAGAAUACGAAACAGCAGUUACUGAGUUGUCAAGAACAGAUGGUCUUGAAAAAUAUGCACGGGCAUUUACUAAUGUUUAUGAGUUCUUUAACAAGACUUAUGCAAAUGAAAAACUUCUAGCAUUAAAAUGCCAGGAGCUUGAAUCAAAUUUGGAGUCGUGUACAGAAAAGUGUUCUGUAGCAAUGGCUCAGGUGGAAGAAAAUAGGGAUAUAAUAGCAAAGCUCAAGCAGGACUUAGAGUGGUCUCGGAAACUAACAGAUGCUGCUCAUGUACGGGAACAAAAUGCACAAGAAGCAAUAGAAAACCUACGGCAACAAGUUUCUCGCCUGAAACAGGAAAUUGAAAAGAAAAAAGAAAUGGCAGGAGAACAGGCGGAUGAGUCUGGUCCUGCUGCGAAGAGUAAAGAAGGUCUUAUGAAAGAAAGAGAGAAGCUAUUGAACGAUUUGUCAGUCAUAAAGGAAAGAUUGGCAAACACACUGAAUUACCAAGCGGAGCUGGAAAAGGAAAUGUCUGCAGCUGACGCACGAAUUAGUGAGCUGACUCAAGAAGUGGAGGGCCACGUGUCAGAAGCAAGCAAGCAACAGAGAAUCCGAGACCGCAUGGAACAAGAUCUGAAAGAUAUGAAAGCAGAAGUGGAAACCAAGGAAAAGGAGAAUUCAGCCUUGUCUUUAAACCUGAAACAAACACAGAAUCGUGAGGAGAAACUUCAGAUAACCUUAUGUGAAGAGAAGAUUAAAGUAGAGAAUCUAACAAAGCAAGUAGAAUCUCUGAAUUCGCAGCUGCAAAAGACAACACUUGAUUAUGAACACCAGCAAAUAUUAUCUGCCAAACUGACAGCUGAAAAUCUAGAGAAGACCACUGAAAUAAAGACAAAGGAGGACGAGCUUACAAAAGUUCGCAACGAGCUCUCAAAAGCUUACAAACUGCAAGAUAGCUACCUGAAAAAAGCUCAACAUAUGGACCAACUACGAGGCUAUGCAGAACAGAAGAAGGUGAAAGCCAUGGAGACUUUGGCACUGGUGCAGCGGGAUAUGGAGGCUGCCAGGAAGCAGGCAAUUCAGGACAAGCGCACAAUCGAGAAUGUGACGCGCCAGAAGGAAAUUCUCAAGAACAACCUGCUGAAGCAGUCCAAUACGGUGGCCGAGCAGAAUAAAAUUCUGCAGAUUGGGGAGCAGGCACGACGAGGCCUUGAGUUGAAGCUGGGACAGGCAAUGAACGAGGCUGCAAAGCAAGCCAACAACAUCGCGGACCUCGAGCACGAGAGAGACAGGCACAUUGCAGAAGGGAUUGAACUGACAAGGAAAAUGCAAGAGACCAUGGAGGAUGUGCAGUUCAAACAGAUGACCAUUAUUGAUCAAAAGAAGCAACUGGCCGAUGCUGAAAUUAAGUUCUCAAAGCAACAGGACAUGAUAGAAGCCUUGCGGUCAGAUAGAAACAGCCUUAGUAAAACUCUGCAACAGUCUAAGGAUGAAAUCAGUGAACUCAAGCAGAAGCUGGAGGUAAUGACACGUGAGGUGGAACAGCUUAAGGAAUGUGUGUCAUCUGCAGAAGCUCAAUUGCGAAAGGAACAGUCAGCAUUGCUGAAAGUCCAGAAGGAACGGGAGGCACUUAGGGCAGAGCUACAGCAGACACGGGAGACUCUGUCAGCGAGUCGGCAGGAGGUGGUGGCUCUGAACCAGGAGGUGCGCCGCCUGCAGCAGACCAUCCAUGAGGGUGAGAUGGAGCGCCGCCGCCUGCAGAAGGACAUGGACAAGAUCCUCAAUGAACGUGACAUCCUGGGUACCCAGUUGGUACGAAGAAAUGAUGAGCGACUGAUUCUGCACGAGAAGAUCAAACUGCUGGAAGGGACUGUGACCAAGGGUGAUGCUGAGUAUGAGCAGCGCAUGGAAGACAUCAAACUGCUAGAGCUGGAGGUCCAGACUCUCAGGCAGGAGAAAACGCAGAUGACAACCAAAGUGAACAACAUGAGUGACCUGAGACAGGAGAUCCUUCACCUGGAGCGGAACCUGACCCACGAGAAGCUCAAGUGCCGGGCCCUGGAAGAGGAGCUGCAGAACCCGCUCAAUGUGCAUCGCUGGAGGCGGCUCGAGGGAGCAGACCCAGAGAAGUUUGACCUCAUGCAGAAAGUGCGACACCUACAGAGGAGGGUGCUGAACAUGUCUAAGAUGGCAACAGACCGUGAGACGCAGAUGAAGGAAAUGGAGCGACGCUAUAAGGAACUUGUUGAAAAGACAGAGAAGCAGUGCAAGCCGGCACAAGAACUGGCAGACAAACUAACUCAAGUGAAGCACACUCUGGAGAAGAAGACUCAAAGUGUUAAGUGCCUAGAAGCAGAAGUAAUCAUGUACAAAGCAGAGGCCAAAGAGUACAAGCACAAACUUGAGCUGACAAAGGAAGAAGUCAAUGAAUUCAAAAAACUGUAUUAUGAAUUGAAACAGAAGGAGAUGAAGAGGAAAGAACAGAUGGCUUAUGAAAAGAAGACAGGUUUCCACAUGAAGGGGGGGGUCACACAGACACAAGUGGUUUCUGAGGUCACAGAGACAAUUACUGUACUACCACAUGUCAUUAACAACCAGACCCGUGGCAAGCCACGCAUCAUCGGUGGUGGUUUCAGCAUGGAUUCUCACACCAGAAGGCAAACGUGCUAGAGUAUUUAUUCAGUUUUUGCAUUUGUAAUGUUGGAAUAAAUAGUAAUACUAUAUAGUGUAUGGGUCACAUAACUAAUUGAUAAACUUUGUAUCUACAUUAUACACUGAUGGAAAAAAAAUGCAACACCCUCCGUAACAACAAGGUCUUUUGUUGACAAGUGAAGUGAUAGCCCCAGCCUCUUUGAGGAUGUCCACAUCGAAACUGGUAUCAGUGACCAUGACGCAGCUGUUGCAAUAAUGUUUACCAAAUUACAAAGGACAACUAAAACAGCGAUAAUCUAGAUAAAAAUCCAGUAGUAUUGUAUUGCAAUGAGGAACUUGAAACUUUCAGCUCAUAGCAAAAGUAUGUAAAAGAACUACUGCUCAGGUUUAAAAGGACUGUUGACCACUUGCUGAAUAGAUAUGUACCCAGUACAACAGUCAGUAAAAAGGAGGGAAUCUCCAUGUUAGGUGGCCAUUGUAAAGAAACUUCUAAAGAAACAGACCAUAGGGCUACAAAUAGAGAGAUGCUGAAUGAAACGCAUUUGGCUCUCAAGAGAGCAGUACAUGAUGCCUUCAGUGACUUCUGUAGCAGAAUAUUGUCAAAUGAUCUUUCACAUAACCCAAAGAAAUUCUGGUUGUAUGUAAAAGCUGUUAAUGGCACCAAAGUUAGUGUCCAGCCCUAGACAAGGAUUGAAAUUGAGGGUAACAAGCAAAAGCUGCAAUGCAUAACUGUGUUUUCAAAUGCCAUUUCCAUAGGAAAUCCCAGGAGAAUUGCACCAGUUUAAUCUUUGUUCCAUUGAAAAAAUGAAUGAAAUAAGUAUUAUUGUUAGUAUCACUAGUAUUGAGAAAUAUCUGAAAUAAUUAAAAAUGAACAAGCUCAAGGCCACAAUCAAAUUCCUGCCAGAGUCUAUAGUGAAUUUGUGCCUGGGUUAGCCCCUCUUCUAACUAUAAUCUGUCGUAGAUCCCUUGAACAAAAAACCUUACCCAAUUCUUGGAAAAAGGCACGGGUUACAUCUGUCUACAAGAAGACUAGUAGAAGUGAUCCAUAAAAUAGUCAUCUAAUAUCCUUGAUAUUGAUUUGUUGUACAAUCUUAGAACAUAUUCUGAGCUCAAGUAUUAUGAGGUGUCUGAAACAGAAUGCCCGCCUUGAUGUCAACUGGCACGGUUUUCAAAAACGUUGAUUGUACAAAACCCAGUUCACACUUUUCUCACGUGACAUACUGUAAGCUUUGGAUCAAGGCAGUCAGGUAGAUGCAGUAUUUCUCCAUUUCCAAAAAGCAAUCUCCAUACCACACCUAUGCUUAUUGUCAAAAGUACGGUCGUAUGGUGUAUUGAGGGAAAUUUGUGACCAGAUUGAGGUGUUUUUGGUAGGGAGGACACAGCACAUUAUCUCAGACGGAGAGUCAUCGUCAGUGUGGAAGUAACUUUGGUUGUGCCCUAGGGAAGUGAGUUGUUGGGACCUUUGCUGUUCACAUUGUGUAUACUGAUGUCCUUGCAGACAAUAUUAAUAGUAAAAUCAGGUUUUCUGAAGAUGAUGCAGUUAUCUGUAAUGAAGUACUGUCUGAAAGAAACUGCCUAAAUAAUCAGCCAGCUAUUGAUGAGAUUUCAGAGAGGUGUAAAGUUUGUAAACAUGUUCUCGAUGCUCAGAAAUGUAAAAUCGUGCACUUAAAAAAAAAAAAAUAGUAUCCUAUGACUAUAACAUCAAUCAGGUAGUAGACUUUGGUUUAUUGAUAGAAUACUGGGGAAGUGCAAUCUGUCUACAAAGUAGACUGCUUACAAAUCAUUCAAGUGACCCAUCCUAGAAUAUUGCUCAAGUGUGUGGGACCCAUACCAGAUAGGAAUAAAAUGAGAUAUUGAAUGUAUGCAGGGAAGGGCAGAGUGAAUAGUCACAGAUUUAUUUAAUCUGUGGGAGAGUAUCAUAGAGGUAGUGAAGGAACCAAACUGGAAGACUUCAGAAGAUAGAUGCAAACUAUCCCGAUAAAGUCUAUUGACAAAGUUUCGAGAAUCGGUUUUAAAUGAUGAUUCUAGGAAUUUACUACAAAGGGAUCAUGAGAAUAAUGUUAAAAUAAUUACUGCACGCACAGAGGCAUUCAAUUAAUUAUUCUCCCAGACUUUGUACUUGAAUGGAAUGAGAAGAAAUCCUAAUAAGUGGUACAGUGGGAUGCACCUCACGGUGGUUUGCAGAAUAUAGAUUUAGAUGUACACAGGUAGUUCAUCAUUGUAGGAGUAAAUUAAAAGAAAUUCAGACCAAAUGAAGCAUACAUGUCACAGUAAACAUUGCCCAAACAGACACAUCAUUACACAUUGUACCCCACAAGGGCAGCAGCUCAGAUGUGCAGUCUCACAAAGGUGCCAAAUGGCAUCCUGUAAUAUAUUCUCCUGAGUGUCUUGUGGCUUCUGUUGCAAUUUGGCAAUAGUUCUUGUUGGCUCCAGAGAAUGAGUAAAUUCCUGCUUCAUAAUGUCCCACACGUGUUCAAUUGGUGAGAGAUCUGGUGAUCUAGUUGGCUGGGGCAGUUGUCGUACACCAGGAAGAGCACUUUGCAUCACAGUGGUCGUAUGUAGAUGUGCGCUGUCGUGCUGAAAAAGCACAUCACCUUCCUGCCAAAAAAAAUGGCAGUAGUACAGUGAUAACAGCCUGGGCAAUAUAGUGUGCACUAGUUACUUUACUUUGCAGAAACACCCAAUAUGACCAUGAGUUGUAACUAAUGGCUCCCCUCACUGUAAAGCCAGGGAGGGUAGUUGUGUGUCACUGGAAAAUGUGCUGUGGGAUAGAUAGCUCAUCAGGUCCACACCAUACAGAUGGCACCCACUCUUAUCACUGGUGAUGACAGAGUGGCAUUCCACUCUCCAGCUGACUAUUCCCGGGGUAGCCAUGUUUGGUGAGGUCACGGUGACAGUGGCACACAUGAUCACAAUCCGACUUCAGCACAGAGCAAGUCCAACAUGAGGACAGAUUCCGUCCCUCCACGACAUUCGGUCAGCCACUGUGGCUCGUGUUGUGUGUCAAUCUUGACUCACAUCUGUACUGAGUGGAUGUAGAAAACCUGGUGUACAGAUGUGAGAAUAUUCUGCAGACCACUUCUGAAAAUUGCGACAAACCACCAAUACGUUGUGACCAACACAUGAGGGAAUCUGUCAGUAGUCCCUCUGGCAUCCCACAAGCCCACGGUACAACACUAUAGAUGUGGCUGAAGCUGUUCAACAGUAGUAUGUAUUCGGUUGUGGGGCACGGUUGUUCAGUAACGUGAAUGUUGCAAACACUAUUCAGCUCUAAAUUCGGCACAGUUAUUGCCUGCUGUGUCAAAAUAGGUGCCUGCACGGGCAGGCCUCCUGAAUCUCUUCUCAUUGCUGAUGACUGUGAAAAAUGAAUCACUAACCCCUAGUAUGCAUAAAUUGUACCCUGUGUUUGGUGUUGCAUUUUUUUUUUUUUUUUUCCCACUUGGAAAAACAGUCAAACUCGAAAAAUUUUGAGCCCAGAAAACCAGCCACUUAAUGCCAUUAUUUAUUACUGGUACAUUUAUGUUAGAUAUAUCGUAAUAGCUACUCACCACAUAGCGGAGAUGCUGAAUCACAGAUAGGCACAACAAAAUGAUUGCACGUAUUUGAGGAGGAAUUGAGUUCCAGCCACAAAUUGUGAGAAUGCAUUUGCUUUGAUUCCAUGGCUGUUGAGUCUGUGCCUGGUUUCAAUUCUCCUUGGUCCAAUCAGAGAGAGUCUUCCACACAAAUUCUCGUUAACAUGAGUAUGUGCAAGUAUUCCUACUCUAAAGUUUGGCACUGGAUCGUCAUCCGGUAAUGCAGCUGCCAUCACCACAUGUGCUGCUCUUCCUAGUGAUGGUAUCUCUUCAAACAGGUUGUGGUGGUGUGGUAUCCUCCCAUGUUUUGCACUACUGUGGUUGGCAGUGCUGGAAGACCCAACUCUGUCUCCUUUCCCAUCACAUCAUUCACAUUCCCUAUUUGGGAGAUGUAAACACGGAUCAGGUGAGGCACAUUACAUUGGAUGUCCUGUGUCGCUUUCUGAAUAUCCUUCCCUGCACUAGUCAAAGCUGGCCUACCUUGCUUAGCUUUGACGUCAAUCAAUAAAGCACUGUUUCUAUUCUGUUGGAGAAUUUCUGAAUAAGUAACAAAAUUAAUUGUAGUAGGUACCUAAUACUAUGUAUUAUUGUAACUUAUCUUUGACCUGUCCAAUAUCAAUUGUACAAUUUGUGCUAUAUGAUAAAACUGGAACAAUGAAAAAUCAAAUCAAAUCAAAUCAAGACAUGCUAACUCUGUUCCAUAGUAAGAUACCUCUUUGCAAGUUAUCUUACAAGUUGCUUGACGUCAGAUAGAUAGUUGUCAUAUGUUUCGGCUGCAAUGAUAGGCAAUUUGCUUAAAUUAGUAGCAAAGUUUUGUUUUGGACCAGUGGCAACAACACUCAUAUCUACGCCAAAGAUCGUUUGGGAUGCAAUUCUCUCAUUGCGUUGCAGUGUUGGUUUCUGUGGCUGGGUCGGGGAUGGUUUUGGUACCUCUUCAGUCGCCGGGCCACGAGGUUUUGCGGGUUGCUUCACUCCUGCCUUUGCAAGAUAGAAGGUUUCUCGCUUCCUUCUAUAAUUUGGCGUGAUCUUCUUGAUCUCGGCCAUCGAAUAUGCCUUUCUCAUGUCUUCCAUCUUUCUUGUGCCUAUCUGGAACUCAGCAUCUCCGCUUUAUGGUGAUAGCAACUUUCUGCCUCUAGUAAGCCACAUUCCAUCCUGUAUUUUCCAUUGUUUGAUAUAUCUUAAUAGGUAAUACACACUAAAAAAGUACAAGCUUGAAGGUAUAUUUUUCAUAUUUAAUUUAGGUCUGUGAUAGAUUACAGAUUUUAUAACAACAAAAUUGUGAAAAGGAAAGUCGCUACCCACCACAUAGUGGAGAUGCUGAGUCGCAGAUAGACAUGACAAAAAGACUGUAACAAAUAUAGCUUUCAGCGAGGAAGGCCUUCGUUAGAAUUAGAUGGCAAACACACAUGUAUGCACUCAUGCAAAUGCAAUUCACCUACACAAUGUGUACAUGAGUUGGGGUUUCAUUUGUGUGUGUGUGUGUGUGUGUGUGUGUGUGUGUGUGUGUGUGUGUGUGUGUGUACGUGUUUGCUGUCAAAUUCUGAUGAAGGCCGUACUGGUCAAAAGCUAUAUUUGUGAAUGUUUUUUUGUUGUGCCUAUCUGCAACUCAGUAUCUCUGCUAUAUGGUGAGUAGCGAAUUUCCUUUUUACAAUAUUGUUACAUUCCAUUCUGGAUUUUCCAUUGUUAGAUUUUAUAGUAAUGAUGACAGAAAGUAUAAUUAUCCUUCAAAAAAAAGUGCACAAGAAAUGAAUUCACUUCACUUUGAGUCAAUCUGGAGUUUGAGAGUAAUGUGACUGCCACCACAGUCUCCUCCAAAAUACAGUUUCUUAUCCAAUGUGCAACAACUAUGAUUCUAUGCUGAAUACUUAAUUUGGCACUUACCUCCAGCAUAUUUUGCACUUGAUCUAAUAAUGAUUCUAAACUUUGACUUCAUUCUUGGUAAGGGUACCUGAAUUUGUGGCACGACUGCACACACAGUUUCAUACAUCGCAACUUUGGGAGCAAUCCAUACUCCCAACAAAUUUCCAAGCCUUUCAUUGUAUCACUCAAAUGUGGAAUUGACCCCCUCUAUGUAAGAGAACACAAUACAUUCAUCAUCACACGAUACAUGUACAUUUGUUGCAUGAUAUUUUACUUUUUGCAGCUGACAUUCCACUGUCAAAGUAUAAAACAAUGUCAAAGUAUAAAACAAUACUUGUAUUUCCCUCUUCGAGACUCAACAGAGUCAAAUGUCUGCAACUUUGAUGUGCACUGAUUCUUCCAAAUUACCGGGUUUUGCCUCUGGAAUCUUCCAGGGUAUUGGCACACUAAUGCUUCUACAGAUUUCUUAGGAUAUUUUGAAGUUUACUAGUGAGGACAGUAUCUAUUUACCUGAGUGGUGGAAAGACGAAAAAUAAUGUGUAACUUUUAUAUUUCUUACAACUGCCCCUUGUAGAGUUUGAGAGCAUCCUGGGUUACAAAACCACAGAAAAUCUUGAUAUAGCUUUAAUCUUGGUACAUUAGUUACUAAUUGAAUGAAUUCCAAGUAGUUCAUGUAAUCACAAACAUUUAAUACAUAACCAAUUAGAGGUAUGCAUUUUGAGAGGAGACUUAAAUCAUACUUAUUCAAAUUGUGCAAAGUUUAUCAGUAACAAUGUUGUCCACUGUCAUUUGUUACUUCAGAGGUGAGUCUUGUUCUGUAAGAUUUUGAUAGUCCCUCUGGGCAUUACACAAGACCCGGGUGCGUACUAUUCGCUACUCUUGAGUUUCCAUGUAGCGCACCCUAGCAAGUAAGACCAAUGUGCAGCCGUUAGCAAAUUGUGUUGCUCGAUCAAAAGGGGCUGGGUACACACCAAUACUCUGAAGCCCUUAUUAUUCCACAAUGUGAAGAAUUCAUGUUACCUUGUGUAGGUAGAGAGACAAUAAUAUGUCCACUGAAUUAUAUCAGCACAGCACAGAGUUUUGCAUGGUGGUCUCAUACAUACUGAAAAAUAGUUUUUAGCGACACUCUCGACUUCUUAGCAGUAAUGUUCAUUAAAAUUGCAAUUAUUUAUGGCACAAUAUCAUUGAAACCGUGUCAAUAUUGAAAGUCUGAAAAACUACACAAGUCCUCUUGCAACCCAUAUCUCUAAGUUAACAAAAUCAUAAUCCAAAAUGUGUUAAAUUUGUGGCACACACGCCAUCCAAAAGAUAAUUUACCAAACUGAGGACCUUGUUCUGCUGUUCUGCUGAGCUGCUUACUGAGCUUGCUGAGCUGCUGAGCUUGCUUACUUAUAAAGUAGGACACAUGACCACCACUGGAGUCAAUGUAGCUGCCUUACUUUUGACCACCAUCCAACUUGUAUAUUACAAUUUUCAUACAAAUUUAUAGUCAUUUAUGAGUUCAUCUAAUUACUUUACAACAAAAUGUAAUUUAUAUAAUUUCAAGAAACUUUUUCAGUAUUUCACAUUUUAACGAAUAUU
Molecule: messenger RNA, 9939 nt
Organism: Schistocerca gregaria
Lineage: Eukaryota; Metazoa; Arthropoda; Insecta; Orthoptera; Acrididae
Product: cilia- and flagella-associated protein 58-like
Exons: 17
Coding region: 185-2944 (919 amino acids)
Cellular component (GO): cytoskeleton
Source: RefSeq, a predicted model, not a curated record